This is a messenger RNA of Bradysia coprophila, 718 nucleotides long. RefSeq names its product mitochondrial ribosomal protein L13 (gene mRpL13). Gene Ontology annotation, biological process: negative regulation of translation; translation. The record is from RefSeq and is a predicted model, not a curated record. Gene Ontology annotation, molecular function: structural constituent of ribosome; mRNA binding. Gene Ontology annotation, cellular component: ribosome; mitochondrial large ribosomal subunit. NCBI's taxonomy places the organism in Eukaryota, Metazoa, Arthropoda, Insecta, Diptera, Sciaridae.
UCCGAAAUGUCAAAACAACUGAUUUUUUCACAUUGCAUGAGGACCCGGUGUACUUGCACAAAAUUUAUAAAAUAUUGUUGCCCAGAAAAAUGACCACAACACAGAGAGUUCAGCAAUGGGCAACAUUCGCUCGAACCUGGCACAUCUUUGAUUGUACUUGGCAGAAUCCAUUUCAAGCGGCGUUAACGAUCCGUAAACAUCUAAUGGGAUUACAUAAACCAAUUUAUCAUCCACUUAACAACUGCGGUGAUCAUGUUGUUGUCAUCAACACAGCCGAAAUUGCCUUACCGGGCGAUGAAUGGGCGAAGAGAGUGUACUUCCAUCACACAGGCUAUCCCGGCGGUGCAUCCUGGACAUUGGCUUGGGAAUUGCAUAAAAAAGAUCCGACAAUGGUCAUGAAAAAAGCCGUUUACACUUCGAUGAAAGGUAAUCUACAGCGCCGGUACACAAUGCAGCGACUUCACUUGUAUCCCGACGCAAACGUUCCCGAUGAAAUUAUGUCAAAUGUGACGAAUCAAUUGAAACACGACAGAGUCGUUCCGACACGGCUGGAUCAUAUUGACGAAGAGACGAUCAAGAAUUUCCCGAAGAUAAUGGAUUAUCCAGAGAAUUAUGUGCUGAAGUAGGAUAUGCGGAGGCGUACGCACGUAUUCAGAUUGUUAGUUCGAUGAGCGAUUUGUUUAGUCAUUAAAAAUGUUUUCACACACCAAACUACGGA